This is a messenger RNA of Pararge aegeria (speckled wood butterfly), 774 nucleotides long. Its product is annotated as androgen-dependent TFPI-regulating protein-like. NCBI's taxonomy places the organism in Eukaryota, Metazoa, Arthropoda, Insecta, Lepidoptera, Nymphalidae. Gene Ontology annotation, cellular component: membrane; endomembrane system. Bases 28 to 765 code for a protein of 245 amino acids. The transcript has 4 exons. The record is from RefSeq and is a predicted model, not a curated record.
GACGUGUACACUCAGUUUAAGGCCAACAUGACAAAUUUAAACAAAUUAGUGCGAAAUACGGACAGUUUACUAAAAUUUCGCUUGUCGAUAUAUUUCUUAGCUUUCGCGCAUUUAGUGAUUAUGUCCAUAAGGUUACUACUAGUUAAAGACUUUGAGAAUUCCGAAGACGAGACAAUACGAGUGUAUGCAAAAUCUAAGUGGAAGCUAAUAACAACUUGGUUUAAUUUGCUGUCAUUUGGAUACAUACCUGUUUGCAUAUAUUGUGAUUUGCGAGAAUUAAAAGAAAAUGGAACAAAACACUUGAAAAUGUUUAUGGGAAUUCGAGAUUUUCUAUUCACAAGCUUCGUUUUGCCGACAACUGCUUUUGCUGAUAUUCUGUUCUGGAGGCUUUGGUAUCAUGACAGAGAGCUGAUGUUCCCGCAAUCGGUGGACAAUGUGAUAUAUUACUGGGAGCAGCACAGCUUGCAUACAUUAUCCCUGGUUUUCGUCAUUUUCGACCUCUUAUUUGUAAGGCGGGAGAGACCUAAGAGUAUGGUACCAGGAAUUAUAGCAAUGCUGGGAUUUAUUAGUCUUUAUAUCGCUGUGUGUGUACACAGUGUGGCAAACGAAGAAUACCUUUAUCCCGUUCUGAAGAAGUUCUCCCCCUCCAAGUUAUUAGUUUUAACCAUUUACACCUUAACAUCAGUCUUGUUUUACCACACUGGCCAGUGGCUAGUUAUAGACUUUAUAAAUGGACAUCAACGGAGAUUAAAGAAAAAUGUUUGAGUAAUAUAA